AAACCACGGCCGAUGCAUGAAUGGGAAGUUGUCACCUUUAUCUCACGAUUCAAAGAAUGCAUCAAAGUCGUCAGUGUCUCGUUCUGGCUCUUGUGAUAGUCUGUCCUCAAACAAGAUACCUAUGGAUCAACCUGUCACCACCACUCUGGUAUGUGACACACGUGAAUCUCUAGAAGUUUCUAGAAGAUCUCAGACACCUAUGUCUUACUCUGAGGCACUUCAAAAGGAUUUGACACAAUGUUCAUCACAAAAACGUCAGUCUCAGUCUCUUUGUUCGGAUAAGCAGAUGUCCACAGCUUCUACGCCGCUUCAGCAGACAAAUCCGAGUAACGCUUUUCCUACUAGUUAUGGAACGGCUCUGGAUUACUCAGGUCACUCGCCCAGCAGGAGUGUACUUGUUGCGGAGACAGUGGAAUCAAUGAGGAAUGCAUCUCUAAGAGCACGCAGAAUUGUCAGCAUGAACGACAGGGAGCUAGGUAGCUCAAAGAGCCCGGUUCAAGUAGAGGAAGCUCCUCCAGUCAUUUCAGCAGAGACUGGAACUGCAUAUCAGUCUGUCACACAACAAGAAGUCGUUCUUCAUGAAGCUUCUCAAGAUCAAUCUAGUGAUGCCAUUGACCUGCCAGCUAUCCCUCAGUACAGAGUGUUACUGCCUCCUAAUUUCAACUGGGGUGGUGUACCUGGAGCAGAUAUAAAAGAUCAGAUAGACCAAGCAUAUCGUGAAGUCGUUCAUUGGAAACGGAAUUUAUUUCAAGUGCCUUACGGAUCCUCUGGUGGACACUUCGUUUCUGAACUUACAAGGCUAUUUUAUGCAUUUGCAAAUGAAUCUGAUCUCGAGUCAGUCGCAAUAACUGCUGCUAUGCUCAUGCCUCAUCUGUUGCUCCAAAGACCUCACACUAGAUCCAGUGUACAACAGAACUCCUCUUGUUUAAGUCGUCGAUUGGAAACCUGGAAAAAGGGUGACAUAGGAGGUUUGAUUGCAGAAGGCAGAACGAUCCAGUCUCAUCUUCGAUGGCACAGUACUCGGAAUUGUCCUCAGGAUAGAGAGUGUGAUCAAUCAAGAAAAGUUGCACUUUUGUUGCAAAAGGGAAAUAUCAAUGCUGCCCAGCGACUCCUAUCAGAUGAGGACAACUGUGGUUUGCUAGAACUAGACGAAUGUAUUCCUGGCUCUCACAAGUCAGUUAGAGAUGUUCUGAAAGACAAACACCCUGACCCAGCUCCUAUGUUUAAGGAAGCUGUCCUGGACUCCAAAUCUCAGGCACCUCCUACACAUCCCAUUCUCUUCGACAAGAUUGAUGGCUAUCUAAUUCGUGCCAUGUCACUUAAAUGCCAGGGUGCUGCAGGUCCAUCAGGCUUAGAUGCGGCUGCAUGGAGGCGUUUGUGCACUGGAUUCAAAGUCUUGUCUAGAAAUCUCUGUGACUCAAUAGCUUCAACAACUCGCAGGAUUGCAACGCAGUUUAUCGACCCGAGUGGGAUUUCGGCUCUGGUUGCUUGCCGGCUAAUACCCCUGGACAAGAGACCUGGUGUCAGACCAAUUGGAGUUUGUGAAACACUUCGUAGAAUAAUUAGCAAGGCUGUCCUGAGUGUGGUAAAGUCAGAUAUUUUGAACGUAGCCGGACCCCUACAACUCUGUGCUGGUCAGAACGUCGGAUGCGAGGCUGCCAUACACGCUAUUCGAGGUAUUUAUGAUGAAGAUGAAACAGAGGCCGUGCUAUUUGUAGACGCAACCAAUGCUUUCAAUACUUUGAACCGUCAAGUUGCUCUGGCUAACAUAUCUGUCAACUGCCCAGCCAUCUUUCCAAUCUUGGCCAACACGUAUCGACAACCUUCUUCAUUGUUUGUAGGUGGAGAAACGUUGCUUUCUAGUGAAGGAACAACUCAAGGAGAUCCCUUAGCGAUGCCAAUGUAUGCUCUGGCCACAAUUCCACUUCUAAAGAGUGUGCAGACGAAUGGUACAAAGCAGGUAUGGUAUGCAGAUGAUGCAGCUGCUGGAGGCUCGCUAGACUGUCUACAUAAAUGGUGGAACAGGUUGGUUGACUUAGGUGCUAUGUUUGGGUAUCUUCCAAAUCCCAAAAAGUCAUGGUUGCUAGUGAAAUCAGGAAAUAUUGACAAAGCUACACAUCUCUUUGAAAAUACCAAUAUCAACAUUACUACAGAAGGACAAAAGUACCUUGGAGCUGCUAUUGGAAACAAAGAUUUCUGCAAUAACUUCCUGCAAGAAAAGGUGACCAAUUGGAAGUUACAAGUAGAGCGACUCAGUUGCAUUGCCCAAACUCAACCACAAGCUGCUCACUCGAUAUUCACACGGGGUCUGAUUGGACGCUGGAAAUUUGCACUCAGAACCAAUGAAAACUUUGCAGAGUACCUUAAUCCUCUGGAGGAGGCGUUACGAUCCAAACUGAUUCCCGCCAUAACCAAUAGAAGUACUCCAGGAGACAAGAUGAGAAGGCUUUUUGCAUUACCACCUCGACUAGGCGGCCUUGGAAUUGUAGAUCCACGUUCGUUGACUUGUGAGCUGGAAUACUCAAAGUUAAUUUGUGCGCCACUGGUCAACCGAAUUGUGCAACAAGAAACAAACCUGGAUAACGUUCCUACCAAGCAGAAUUCUAUGAAAGCUAGCAUUCGCCAGCAAAAACAUCUAGCACAAAAGUCUCAUUCUGAAAUCACUGUCAAUGAUCUAUCUGUGGAAUUGAAACGUUCAGUUGAAUUGGCCUGUGAGAAGGGUGCCUCCUGCUGGCUGACCGCAAUCCCACUAGAGCAACACGGAUUCACUUUGCACAAAUCUGAGUUUCGGGAUGCCCUGUGCCUCAGAUACGGUUGGCACCCGUCCAACCUCCAGACAUGUCCAUGUGGAUCUAAAUUCUCAGUAGAUCACUCUCUGUCAUGUCCAACAGGAGGAUACCCCAGCAUCCGCCAUAACGAGGUCCGCGAUUUAUUUACCAACUUGUUGACAGAGGUUUGCCACGAUGUACACAAAGAGCCCGUUCUGCAACCUCUCAACGGCGAGGUGUUUCAAAAACGCUGUACUACCUCUGACGAAAAUGCCAGACUUGAUAUUGCUGUCAGUGGAUUUUGGGGUGGGCACUUCCAACGAACUUUCUUUGACGUCAGGGUCUUCAACCCUAAUGCCUCAUCCUACAAAUCAGUGCAGAUCCCGUCAUUAUAUAAACGGCAGGAACAAGAGAAGAAAAGGCGAUACGAGGAACGAAUUAAUAACGUGGAGCUUUCAUCGUUCACGCCAAUCAUUUUAGCAUGCACUGGAGGAUGCAGUAAACUGACGUCUAUUUUUUUGAAAAGACUAGCCUCACUUUUAUCGGAAAAGCACCACACCGAGUACAGCACAACUAUCAACUGGCUGAGAUGUCGACUGUCAUUUGCACUCCUUCGGGCCUGCGUGAUGUGUUUGCGAGGAUGCAGGUCCAAGCUUCACAGAACCUCAAGGGACUUCAACAUUCUGCUGGAAGCAGCAGAAAGUAGAUUAUAGAAGACUGUUUAUCUCAAAGUUGUUACAACCUAGAAACUUGUUGCUACAGAGGAAGCUUUUACAUACAGUAGUAGUAUUUUGAAAAAAGUAGUAGAGAUUUUAUUAUUAUUAGUAGUAGUAGU
Molecule: messenger RNA, 3603 nt
Organism: Corticium candelabrum
Lineage: Eukaryota; Metazoa; Porifera; Homoscleromorpha; Homosclerophorida; Plakinidae
Source: RefSeq, a predicted model, not a curated record